CCGGCCGAGCGGCUGCACCCACAGCAGACCGGUCCUGCCCGCUCCCCCGGUGUCCGUCCGUCCCCUCCCCGGAGUCUCCGUCCCCCCCGGCGGGGAGAUCUCUCCGAAAUGGACCCCCGGAGGGCGGCGGAGGGCGGGCCGUCCGGGCGGGGGCCCCUCCGGCUCGCAUGAUCGCCCCAUCGGCCCGCGGCGGCGCGAAGACAUGGGCCAGACCUCGGUCUCCACGCUGGCCGAACAGCCUCCGGCCGUUGAUGGACUAGACAAGGCUUCAAUCGCAAAUUCAGACGGACCCACAACAGGUUCUCAAACACCUCCCUUCAAGAGAAAGGGGAAACUGUCCACCAUAGGCAAAAUCUUUAAGCCUUGGAAAUGGAGAAAAAAGAAGACCAGUGACAAGUUUAGAGAAACCUCAGCAGUGUUAGAAAGGAAGAUUUCUACAAGACAAAGUAGAGAGGAGCUGAUAAGAAGGGGAGUGCUUAAGGAAUUGCCUGAUCAAGAUGGAGAUGUAACGGUAAACUUUGAAAAUUCAAAUGGGCAUAUGAUAUCGAUCGGCGAGGAAACCAUACAGGAGGAAAAUGUAGUAAAGUCUGAAGAAGGUAAUGACUCUGUGUCUGCGAAAGCUACAUCUCUGGAAGAAAAAGCAGAAGAUAAGAAAGGUGAGCCAAUGCUGGGAAGUUCCCCCCGUGGUUACCUGGAAGUGAUUGGCAGAUCAUACCUCUGGACCCUGAGAGAGAACCCUGAAAACUGUUCUGAAACAUCGACAGUCCCCGUUCCUGCUCCACCUCCUCCUAAACCUAAGCCUAAACCCAAACCCAAAAAAACAACGGCCCCACCAAAAGGCGCUACUGCCGUGGGCAGCCACAAGGGUGACGAAGCACCUGCUGUUAAAAAAAAUGCCAAGACUCCCAGUAAGCAGCCCCCCGUCCCUCCACCCAAGCCGACAAGUCGCAAUGUGAACCGGGAGGCUGCAAGCUCUUCUCAUUUGAAAAAAACAACUGUCUCCAAGUCAGCAUCUUCACCAUCAACUUCAUCCUCCUCCUCAUCUCGUCCCAAAGCUGCUAAGGAGCCAGCGUCUAGCAAAACAGGGAUCGUGGGAACUACAAGAGGCAAGAAAAAAACCGGGAAGCAGUCAGCGACCCGAACACCAACAGAUGGAGCUGCUUCUGGCAUAGCCAACACCUCAGGAGAUCAUUUAGACAUCAAGGAGGAAAAACUUAAGCUAGAGCAAACUCUCCCCACUGCUGAAGAGCAGAAUUCCGAUGACCAACAGAGCCAGCCUGUGGUUCCACCCCCACCUAUCGCUCCUCCUCCUCCUCCUCCUCCCCCCACCCUUCCUCUCUCUCGCACGAAUCAGUGCUCUCUUUCCUUGGACACUCCAGUUGUAACAAUUAACAGUGGGGGCGGCCCGCCUUCCUCUGGCUUAGACUCCACUCAUCCUCUCUGGACUGAAGAGCCGGCCAACAUAACCACUGUCCCAUCAGAUUCUGGCCUUGAUGUUAGCCGAGAAAGAGUGAAAUGUCUCAACAGUUUGACCACCAAAGAGGAGCUGGUGAAGGAAACCCCUUGCCUCGUGAUUCCUGUGUUGAUGGGAGAGACCUUCAGUACUUCCAGGGCUGAAGGUCACCGAGAGAGCCAGACGAAUGAUUCCGAUUCUGAUGGGCCCAUUCUCUACACCGACGAUGAGGACGAUGAUGAUGAGGAUGACACCAGCGGUGAAAGCACUUUGGCAAGUAAAAUACGUCGAAGGGAUACACUUGCUAUCAAACUUGGCAACAGACCAUCUAAGAAAGAAUUGGAAGACAAGAACAUCUUGCAGCGAACAUCUGAAGAGGAAAGACAGGAGAUCAGACAACAGAUAGGAACAAAGCUAGUGAGGAGACUUAGCCAGAGGCCUACAACAGAAGAACUAGAGCAAAGAAACAUUCUUAAACAAAAGAAUGAGGAAGAAGAACAAGAAGCAAAAAUGGAACUAAAACGCAGGCUCAGCAGAAAGCUCAGUCUGAGACCUACAGUGGCAGAACUGCAGGCCAGGAGAAUACUACGGUUCAACGAGUACGUGGAGGUCUCGGACUCCCCAGACUAUGACCGGCGGGCAGACAAGCCCUGGGCCAGGCUAACUCCUGCGGAUAAGGCAGCAAUAAGGAAAGAACUAAAUGAAUUUAAAAGCACAGAAAUGGAAGUACAUGAAGAGAGUCGACAGUUUACAAGGUUUCAUCGUCCAUAAUGUAAUGGAAGACUAUUGUGAAACAAAUAAUGAUAACCUUUGGGGAAAGUGAUGCUUCCUGAAGACCUGAUAUUGCACUGGAAUUUGAGAGAGAGAGAGAGAGAGAGAGAGUGUGUGUUUGUGUGUGGGUAUGGGUGUGCAUGCUGCAGCUUAACCUGUGGUUAAAGAAGAGAGUGGCCCUCAACUUUAUUAAAGAAGGUAUACUCCCCUUUAUUAGAGAGCUCAGAUGCUGGAGGAAAGGAAAGGGCACAGUGAUCCUUUCUUCCUAGCAACUGUGUUGAUAAUAAGAAGUAUUAGGGUUUCCAUCACCAGUUCAUGUGGUUUUGUUAAUUUUUCUUCAUCAGAAUUUUUGACCGAGGAAGAUUAGCAGAAGACAAUCAUUGGGCUUCCUGAUGCCAGGAACUCAAACCUUACAGCAUGAUAUUCAAGGAAAGCUGGGAGCGGGACUGUGGGGAGUGAGGCAGGGAGGGGAGGGAAAAUAAGAAAGAGCACUUCACUUGUUAAGUUAGCAAAGAAUUGAGGAAAGAAUGAUAGUGACAGUUACAAAAUAGGAACUCAUGGACUUAUCCUGUGGGGAUGACCUCCUAUCCCAGGAAUAUUGUUCUCAUUUCAUGAGUACUAAAAUACCGUUCAGUAGUUUCAGUUUGUGGUGCCAGUGAACCCAGUUGCCAGAAAUAAGUUUCUGAAUGUAUUCAUGCAUAUUUUCCUUAAAUACAAGAAGCUUAAUACAGACUCUAACAAGCAUGCUUAAAAAAAUAUGUUGCAUGUUCAAGUAGCAUAGCUAUACAUGCUUUACAUUUUUUAUACUCUUACCCAGUGUACCUUCAAGGGCAAUUGUUGGAAUUUCAGGAGCAGGAAUUAAAGGGCAGAAAUGACAGAAUCCUGUGUUUCCGGAUGAGAAAUGAGACUCUUUUGAUCUGUCCCACAAGUUUUGGUUUCUCAUUGUCACCAGCAUCCCCUGAUUGGAGUUAGAGGGUAUUGACUAGCAUGACAUCCUUCUAUUCUGAAUCCAAACAAAAUAAUUAUAGAUACAAAUGUACUGUUUUGACUAGGCCUGGAUAGUGAUGAACAAGCCUGCAUUUUUUUUUUAGCUUAAGUACUGCAUUAAGUGGAUCCUUUGAAUCGCUGCUACCAAAAAAAAAAAAAGAAAUGUGAAUCAAUACUCAUCGAGGGCCUUUAGAAAAUCGCCUGUUAAAUUGUAUGUGAAGAAUGCCUAGUUGCUUCUUUAAAAGUCUGUAAAUUGCAUUUGGUAAUUCAUGAGUACCUUUUAGCAAAGUAUAAUUGUCAGUAACAUUAGAGUUUGGAAAGUAACAUGUGGCUUCAAUUUGAAGUUGAAUCUACAUAGGUCUUUCACCAUCCUAGAGCAUUGUUUACACUAAGAAAUUUUUUAAUGUCUUACAUGCUAACACCUUUCCUUUGAGUAAUGUUCACAGAAUGACAUUUCUGUUCCCAAUGCCCAUCGCCAUAUUUAUUCUCUUUAUCCUUUUUCGAAAGGAAAACAAUUGGAAUUUUUUUAAAAACAGUUAAAAUUGGAAUGGUAAUGCAAUAUGGAUAAUAGCUUUGCUUUUUCCCCCCAGAGUUUGGGAUGAAUUCUCUGGCAUUUUGCAGUUCAUAAUACUGAGAUUGUAAUUUUAGAUUUCAGACUAGAAGCAAGCAUGCAAUCUAGUAGCUAAAUUUAGAUAUUUUCAAUAACUAAAUGUGGAGCUAUUGGAUCAAUUUUUAUAAAAGACUUUAAAAAAUCAUCUGGGUCCUCUUUAUUGGAAGUAGGCUAACCCAGUGACUUUAUUGGGUUUAUAUGUUGGUGUGACAUUGGAACAUUUUCAGAUUCUGUUGAACACUGUGCAGAAUAAUUAUGGGGAAAAUUGGUAAUUAGAAUAGCCAGUAAUUAGAAUAGGAUAGAAUUAGAAUUGAAUCAAUUGGGAACAUUGAAAGCACAGAAAAAGUUAACAAAUUCUGUUCCUUUCUGUAAAUAGAGAGGGUAGUUUUGUUGCAACAAGUAAACGGUGCAAAAGAAGGAUCUUCAUUUUCAUUUAGAAUCUGAUGACUUUCAUUUCAGAUAAUGGGAUUCCAUUCCAUGCCAUUAUUCUCUAAGUAACAAAUAAGCCCACUUCUAGCUUUUGGUGUUACCAUCAUGAAAAACCUGACUGAGACGAAGACUUAAUGUUACACUGUGUGGUUUGCGCUGUCUUGUUUUUCACUGUUACGUGCAAAUGCUCACAGCCAGUUUCCCAAACAGCACAUCAUGUUCUAUCCAGAUAGAUGUGCGUUGACAUUAGAAUGCUCCCUAAUGGUGCUCUCUCCAAAACACAUACUAAAACACAUUUGGAAGACCUGAGCAUAGCCGAUCUUCUUCAUAACUAUACCCUAUCACCACAUAUAUUUAUAAGCCUUCCUGCCACCCCAGGAGAGUUGCCCUGCUGAAAAACCUCAUAUUAUCAAAAGCUUGAUACCAUGUUAUCAAUGGUAACGUAGGCAUUGGGAAAAAUGGUUGGAAAUUAAUGGAAAAAUUCAAGAGGGUUUAUGGAUGAUGAAAAAAACCUACUAAGGUUUGUUUUAAGCAAUCUGCUUUGCCUGAUCCUUUCUCUAACACUUAUCAAUAGGUUUUUAGCAUCUCAGUUUUCAACCGCUAAAGUCAGUAACCGGUAAACAGUUGUAAACUGGGUCCUUUUGUUAAUGUUUAUGAAGUACAGAUAAAUGUUACCUUUUGAUUCAUGCUUUUAGAAAGCAUUCCCCGCAGAAUCAUAUCUAAUGAAUUCACAGAUGUAUUAUAAUGGCUGUGUUCCCCUGUUUUUCCAUUGCACCCUAUCCAAACUGUGCUCUAAAAUAUAGUGUUCUUGCAAGAAUGCUUGUUUUGAUAAAAGGAGAAAUUCUGGUUAGUCAAAAAUGAAAGGCUUAAGUAAUUCAAUUCUCCUCUUCCUAAAGUGGGAAUGCCCACAGGCAGGAAGAGGAAAAUCUGUUUGUUCUCAGUAUGGGACUGAUCUCACACGAGUAUAUACUAUCAUCCACUGCAUAUUCCAAUUUGUGCAUUGUUAAAGCCUGACUUAAAGGAAAGUAACAUAAAGCAGGAAAGGCAGAAUAUGUUUACCAAAAUAGCCAUUCUGAUCCCUUUAUAUAGUAGGAAACUCAAUUUAUUAUUUUGCAAGCAAGGGGACAGUAAAUAAAUUCAUGACUAUGAGCCAAUUUGUAUUCUGAA
Molecule: messenger RNA, 5417 nt
Organism: Ornithorhynchus anatinus (platypus)
Lineage: Eukaryota; Metazoa; Chordata; Mammalia; Monotremata; Ornithorhynchidae
Gene: PHACTR2
Product: phosphatase and actin regulator 2
Exons: 14
Coding region: 203-2224 (673 amino acids)
Biological process (GO): actin cytoskeleton organization
Molecular function (GO): actin binding
Source: RefSeq, a predicted model, not a curated record